This is a messenger RNA of Mesorhabditis belari, 210 nucleotides long. NCBI's taxonomy places the organism in Eukaryota, Metazoa, Nematoda, Chromadorea, Rhabditida, Rhabditidae. The record is from the annotation of a GenBank genome assembly.
AUGGGUGAUGCUGUCGGCAAGAAGUUGAACUACCUCCGGAAAUCGACUCGUGUCCUCAAUAUCACCGAGGAUGGUCUGAAGCUUCCACCUCAAACAAUUUUACUGGCAUCAGUACACUUCUCAUCCACAACCUCCCACGUGUAUACGAGAAGCGGAAAAUCUACCAAGAACUUCGCCAGAAGCCUUACCGAUGUGCGAGAUCCACUACCC